UGGGUUUAGAUUUUCCUUUACUAAAAAAAAAUUAAAAAAAUUUCCCAUCGCGUCUUCUAUUCUCCAUCUCCAGGUUUUCACUGGAAUCUCCAUCAUUUCCAUAUCCUUUCGAGGAAAUGGCAGAGUUGCCGCAGCCGAUUGGUCUCAACCCUAACUUCACUUCCAGUGAUCUCCCCUUUGAGCUUUCCAGCGAUGAUUCCAGUGUCGCUAUUUCUUCAGGUUCUUCAACUGAUCUGGCUGUUGAUGUUAGCGACGGAGAAAAGGGUUCUAAAGAUUCAGGCCCUACUGACAGGAGUUUGGCUGGACAAAACAUGCAUGGUGAAGCAUCUACUUCUCCAAUAAAUUCGGGAUCUGAUGAGCCAUCACAAUCUCCGAGACUAAAGCACAAUAGCAAAUUAGGUACUUAUGCAACCAAAAUUUUGGAUGAAAAAGCUUCUUUCAGAAAGAAGAUCAAAUGGUUGAAUCGGCUCGCUAGUGUAAAACAUGAUGGAACUGUGCAAUUUGAUAUCCCAGUCGAUAUGAAAUCUCACGCACUUGAUUUUGGAACUGAUAUAGUUUACAAUGAAGCUUCAGAGGAGCAUGUUGAAUCUGCAGAUAUUCCAGACAUACCUCCUCCACUGCAAAUAGUAAUGCUUAUUGUGGGGACACGAGGAGAUGUACAGCCAUUUGUUGCCAUUGGAAAGCGUUUACAGGCAGAUGGCCAUCGGGUUAGAUUGGCAACCCAUUCAAAUUUUAAAGAUUUUGUUUUGAGUGCUGGGUUAGAGUUCUUCCCUUUAGGAGGAGAUCCAAAAGUUCUUGCUGGCUAUAUGGUCAAGAAUAAGGGAUUCUUACCAUCAGAUCCUUCAGAAAUUCCUAUUCAGAGACAACAACUGAAAGAAAUAAUAUUCUCUCUACUUCCUGCAUGUGUGUCCAAUAAUCCUGAUAGUAAUGCCCCAUUUGUUGUAGAUGCGAUAAUUGCCAACCCUCCAGCAUAUGGACAUACACAUGUUGCAGAGGCGCUAAAAGUACCAAUUCAUAUAUUCUUCACUAUGCCAUGGACGGCUACUAGUGAAUUUCCGCAUCCUUUGUCCCGUGUUAAACAACAACUUGGUUACAGACUUUCGUAUCAUGUUGUCGACACCCUAAUAUGGCUUGGAAUACGGGACAUGAUUAAUGAGUUCCGAAAGAAAAAGCUGAAGCUGAGACGUGUUAGAUAUUUGAGAGGGUUCUAUAGCUCUCCUCCAGAGGUGCCUUAUGGGUAUAUAUGGAGUCCUCACCUUGUUCCCAAAGCAAAAGAUUGGGGGCCAAAGAUAGAUGUAGUUGGCUUUUGUUUCCUCGACCUUGCUUCUAGUUAUGAACCACCAGAUUCACUUGUUAAAUGGCUAGAAGAUGGUAAAAAGCCUAUCUAUAUUGGUUUCGGUAGUCUCCCUGUUGAGGAACCUGAAAGAAUGACCCAGAUGAUACUGCAAGCCCUGGAGAAAACUGGACAAAGAGGCAUCAUAAACAAAGGCUGGGGUGGUCUUGGCAAUUUGCAAGAACCGAAGGACUUUGUGUACACACUGGACAAUUGCCCACAUGACUGGCUAUUCUUACAUUGUGCGGCUGUGGUUCAUCAUGGUGGAGCUGGAACUACUGCUGCUGGUCUCAAAGCUGCGUGUCCGACGACUAUCGUACCGUUCUUUGGGGACCAACCUUUCUGGGGAGAGCGAGUGCAUGCCAGAGGAAUAGGGCCAGCACCCAUCCCUGUCGAGGAGUUCUCACUUGACAAGCUGGUUAAUGCCAUUCACUUUAUGCUCGAUCCUAAGGUGAAAUCUCGCGCUAUUGAGUUGGCCGAGGACAUGAAAAGUGAGGACGGAGUAGCAGGUGCGGUAAAUGCGUUCUAUAAACAUUUUCCCGGCAAACGAUCGAAGGACGAACAACUUAUGACUCCAAUACCUCAAUCAGGAAAGCUUUCCAUAAGACGUUGUUUUGGUUACACCCCUUAGUUUUGCUUCAGAAUGUUAAAACUGUAACCCAAAAUAAGUACUACUAGUGUACUCAAACACCAUAAGAAAAUUUAACUUCGAAAAAGCAAAGUCCAUAUGAACCGCAUUCCUACUUGACUCCAACCAGACCUGAGAAACCCGAGCUUUGCAUCGACCUCAUCAAGAUCACAAGUGUUGUUGGACAACUAUGCCGGGGGGCUCGAUUCCGAUGAACAGAUAGAGAGCUUUCAAUUCAGCAACGCAUGUUUCUUUUCCUGCAGCUCUAUACCCUACUAUUGUUCUCAGAACAUUCAUCUGUUCCGAAAUAUUCUCCUCAUGCUGUAUUGCCUGCAGUCAAAUAGUAGUUACUGUGAUCAGUGUGAUGAACCAUCCUACAAAACAGAGUUACAUACAUUCUCUGACAAGUUGAUUCAUGUUCAAUCUAUGCUUUAGAAAGAUCAAGAGAAGGGACAUCGAUUAAAUUGAAAUUGAACCAUGACUAUUCUAGCAAGUUAACACCAUAA
Messenger RNA from Hibiscus syriacus, 2467 nucleotides. Its product is annotated as sterol 3-beta-glucosyltransferase UGT80A2-like. Lineage: Eukaryota; Viridiplantae; Streptophyta; Magnoliopsida; Malvales; Malvaceae. Gene Ontology annotation, molecular function: hexosyltransferase activity; UDP-glycosyltransferase activity. The transcript is spliced from 15 exons. The record is from RefSeq and is a predicted model, not a curated record. The coding region runs from base 117 to 1964 and encodes 615 amino acids. Gene Ontology annotation, biological process: carbohydrate metabolic process.